Molecule: messenger RNA, 4126 nt
Organism: Schistocerca americana (American grasshopper)
Lineage: Eukaryota; Metazoa; Arthropoda; Insecta; Orthoptera; Acrididae
Product: protein FAM91A1
Exons: 14
Coding region: 243-2864 (873 amino acids)
Source: RefSeq, a predicted model, not a curated record
GCGAAAUGUGUACAAAUAGUCACAGUGGCAAAGCAAAGAUCCAGUUAACAGUUGACGGAAGUUUUAUUAUCAGGUGAAAAUCGGUUUUUGAAGUGAAGUGGUGCUUUUCUUGCUCGGCAGCACAUGCGUUAGUUUAUUUAAAAAAAAGAACAAGUGAGCAGAGUAGUUUACGUUUUGCGGCAAUCAUUUUUAAAUGUAUACAUACUUACUGAUACCAGCUGUAGCAAGACAUUCUUCACAGCAUGAACUCCGAAGUAGAGUUCCACAUACGAAACAAUGAUACUUGGGCGAAACUUCCUGCUAAUGUUAAACAGAGCCUUGGAAACUCGCAGAAAGAGUAUGAAAAAUGGAUAGUCCAAUUCAGCCUCGGAAAUCAAUUGAGAUACAAAGGAAAUCUCAUCAGAUUGGUUCGGAGAGAUGAACGCCGUUAUUAUGAAGAUGUGUUGGAUUAUAGCAAACAAAAUUUAAUGCUAUAUCCUUACCAUCUAUCUGAUGUUGUUGUAAAGGGGCUAAGAGUAACACCUUUCCAAUACUACACGGCAAUGAUGGAGAGUAUUAUGGCACAGGAGAAGAGCUAUGAUUCUCUUCCUAACUUUACAGCUGCUGACUGUCUCAGAUUAUUAGGAAUUGGCAGAAAUGAGUAUAUAGAACUAAUGAACCAGUAUCGUACUCGGCCGAGGCUCUUUAGAAAGAAGACAAUUAGGGAUCUUUUGCCAGCAAAACCGGCAAAAAUUAUGGUUAAGCCAUGGUGGAAUGUUGAAGUUGGUUUGGUAAUUGAGGAUGAUAUAAAGUUGAUAAGUGAAGAAGAGAAGAAAGUUAUAGAUAAAAUUAUUGAUAAUGGCACUCAGAAAGCUGGUGAUCUUGAUAUUAAUCUGAUACAUAAUCUCUAUUUGAAGGGCCUUAUCUACCUGGAUGUUCCUAUUGAAGAUGAUGACUGUAUAAUUGUACCACCCUUGAAAGGAUUUGUAAUGAAUCGUGUACUGGGUGAUUAUUUUGAAACAUUACUUUACAAAAUUUUUGUAUCCAUUGAUGAACAUACAACAGUGGGUGAGUUAGCAAAUGUACUCCAGAUUGAUCCUCAGGCAGUAAAAAAUGCUGUUUCCUUGUAUUGUCGUCUUGGAUUUGCGUACAAAAAAUGUGUUGAAGAUGAUCAAGAGGAUACAAAUGCUAUCUGGAAAGCGGGUGAUCCUUCUAGUAAGAAGAGCAUAUCAGUAGAACCAGUACCUCUUGACCUGACUUCGCCAUUUAGUGAAGCAGUUACAACGCCCACUGAUGAUGCAUCAAGUGGUACAGAAGAGGUCGAAGCAGCCUUCUUAUCAAACCAGCCACGAAGUAUGCGCAUUGCCUUCCUGUUUGAUUCAACACUAACUGCAUUCCUCAUGAUGGGCAACUUAUCUCCAGGGUUGAAGAAUCACGCAGUAACCAUGUUUGAAGUGGGGAAGCUAUCUGAUGAAUCACUAGAUAGCUUUGUUACUGAACUAGAUAGCAUAUCAACAGUGGAUAGUGAAGGUGAAGCUCAACGAUACUUUGAACAUGCCUUCAAUUUACGUUCUACCAUUGGAUUUUUACGGAGUAAUCCUGCCAUGGGACAAGAUCUGAACUUGCCUCUAGAUCUGGUACGCUGUGAAAGCUUGCAGUCUUUAGAUCCUGCUACCUGCACUCGCCUGCUUGUUAAGAAUUACAGGCUGCUUGUUUCGAUGGCGCCACUGAGUAAAGAAAUAAGACCAAUUAGCAGCUGUAUGCCACCUCACCUAGGACCUGCUAUUCCGGAAGUAAAUAGUGUGUGGUUUAAACUGUUCAUAUAUUAUAUUACUGGAUAUGGUCCUCCAUCUCUACUUCUAGUGAAAGGUUCUCGAAUUAAGAGGCUACCAGCUGUAUUCUGUAAAUAUGAAAAGCUCUUGGUGACUACAUGGGGACAUGAUCCUGGAGUUCUACCUGUCAGUAAUAUUAUUUUUACCCUCAAUGAAGCACUUUGCCAUUCAGCUGUUUUGGUCCAGGCUUAUGGUAUUAGCCGAGUAGCAGAAACAUUCUUGGUACCAUUUCCGAUGUCUUCAAAACCACUAGCUAUUGGUGGCAGUUUUCAGAAUGUGUGCACCACUGAUGUUGAUUGGAAUUCCCAUCCUGCUGUAAGGAAACUGUCUGACGUUAUUGAUCUGAAGUGCAGCUGUGGCUUUAUAAGUAUGGUUGAUACAGAGAACAGUAUAGAUGGUCAUACUAACAAAAGUAAUUUUUAUAGGCACACUCCAGAAGAAUCUAAGUGCAUUUCGCCUAUCUCCAGUUCAGGAUCUAAUGUUGACAGCUUUGUAGAAGCUUGGGUGAAAACAGGAUCCCCAGAUGACACAUUUGAAGAGCCCACUAGUGUAGAUUUAUUACCUAGCAAUGGCUUCACAAAUGGUGAAUGUGCUUCUGUCUUAAAAAAAGAAAUAGAUAGCACAUAUCCUGAAAAAUUAAAUAUUAAAUCAAAGUCUGUUGACAAUGAAAUUAGGAAUGACAGUAGCCUCUUGUCCUCAGAAAAUGAUAGUAGUGAAAAGAGAGAUCUUGAGAAUAUAUCUACAGAUAUAAAUCGAUGGACUCUUUUGGAGUGUAGUUUUGGAAUUCCACUGUUUAACCAGGAAAUAAACAGAGAAAUUUGCAAGAAUAUCCUCCAUUACAAACUGUAUCAAGAAGAUAGUCUGCGUCAACUUACUCAUUCCAGUCGUAAAUUGUGCCUCAACUUGUUGGACUUCAUAGCUAAAUUUCAGGAGUUACCAGUCCUUCAGGAAGAGUUAAGCAAUAUUUACAAUAAACAGCUCAGUAAUGUUGUUUUGCCUACAAGAAAUCUUCUGUUUAUUGGUGGGGAGCUGAAAACUUGGGAUGGAAAAUGAGAACUGUCACAACAAAGGUAGCUGUUUCUCAAGCAGACUGACAUUUCCUGAUCUUCGGCUGGUUUCUUUGACAAAGAGAAAUUCUGUGUUGUAUCAUAUUCAACUAUCCACCAACUAUCAAUUUGAAUGAGUUUUUAAAUUCCACUUGCAGCCAGAGGUACAAAAUUCUACCUCUGAUAGUUCUCUUGUGUGACAGGUUAAACAGAAUUUAGUUUCUGUACAAUUCAAUCUAUAUUUUGUUUAGUUAUGUUUAUUUGAGUAUAUACCUGUAGCUACUUUUAAACCAUUCCUUCAACAGUUGCCCUUCAUUGUUGUUGCCAAUAGGUUCAGCAGUGUGUUAUCACCAUUACUGUAUUCUAAUCCCAGUUUUGUCUGACCAGGUAGAUAAUAGCAGACUGCAGUUAUCAGUUGUCAUUACAGUACCAAUGACAUGUUUGUAACAUUACAUUUUAAGAUAUAGAUAUUACUCUAUUGGCAAAUAUUUAUUUCCAAUAAUAUUGUAGUAAACUUUAAUUUUAUUGCUUUUGUUGGGCAAUACAAUAUUGUUCUUUAAUGGUAUUGUUUGUUGAUGUUCUUUUUCAAUAUAUGUGCAAUUGAUAUAAUUUGUCUUUGGUGCUUUUUCUCAUUGCCAGAUACUUAUAGGGAGUUAGAAGUGAAAGCAUUGUAAUUCUAUCUCACAUUUUAGUAUUGUUGUUGUAGAUCAUCACAGGAGCCUGUUGGAAAAAAAAAUAUUUAGUAUUCUUUAAAUUUAGUGGUUCAUGUUCCUAGCUGUUCAAUCAAACAGCUUUAUGCAAAUUGUCUGGGCUUCAUUCUUUGGUACAAUUAUAUUAGAUGUAUGACUAUUGAACUCUAAUGAUUGUUGCUCUGUUUGGAAGGCUCAUCAUCUGCUUCCGUUUUCAUGUGUAUUUGUAUGUAAAAGUUUUCUCUUUUGUUUUUAAAGAUGCUGUGCAUGAAACAAUCUGAACUUUCAUGGCCUAAGUGUGUUGUGUAAUAAGCAGGUGCAAAAUUUCUCAUAAGGCUACAUGGUUUUCUUCUAUUGGUAUUUUGUAAGGUACACAUGGGAAUAAUAGCUAUUGUGUAUAACAUUUUUAGUUUUAUCUAAGUAUUUGUAUGACAUGGACUGAUCUUUUCAGUGUGUAAACUGAAAGAUGAAAUUUUGCAUAAAAUGAAUAAUUGAAGUAACAUAGACCACAUAUGUUUGUGGAUCUCUGUAUCAGGUAAACUGACAUGGUUUCAGAGCAGAUUAUCCUCAAAUGUCUUUU